AUGCUAGAGCUUGCGGACGCCGUUCCUGUUCAACCCCAACCGGUAGCGCCCCCUCCGCCAGAGGUGCAGGUCCAACCGCCCUCGAUAGUAGAAACAACCCAUUUCAACCCAUCCUGGGGCUAUGAUCUGAAUCUCCUCUCCCAUGCGGCCAGCCAUGUUGCCCUGGAAGGUCAGCAGGAGAGCCUGGAGUCGAUGCGGAAGUCCUCCCAGAACGUAGGCCCUCAGUCGCUGUCCAAUGUCCCAGAGAGAGGAAUCACCGAUAGCUAUGGGGUUGAGCCUUCGAUUUUGGACCUUACCGACCUAGGAGAUCCCGUCCAAGACUUUUCCGUCUUUCUGGAAAGCGUCGGCCUUUCGUCAGACUGGGAUUCUGGCGUGUUUUCAACCGUCGAAGACCCCAUGUUACCUAAUAUCCCGAUGGAUUCGAAACCACAGAUCCGUGAAAACACGAGACUGGGGCCCGAUAUCAUGAAUGAUCCACGAGGCACCGUUGACGAGCCCCCGUCGUUCUCCAAUUUCGGUUCGCGGCUACCAUCCCUACAACCGGAGCCUCACGACGUGGACGAACGCCUCGGGUUUGUUGAUGACGGCCCGCGACCUGCUUGGGACAUAACGAACACAGAUCGUCAAGUGUUCAUGUCGAAGCUUGAGGAGUUUGCUCCUAUUCUCCCGAAGGGGUUCGUGCCGCCCUCGAGGCAUGCUCUGUCUCGCUUCUUCGCGGGUUACAUCAAUGGAUUAAACGAACACCUCCCCUUUAUCCACGUCCCAACGCUCUCGGUUGCCAAAUGCUCCCCUGAGCUUACCCUUGCCUUGGCAGCUGCAGGUUCUCAUUAUCGUUUUGAGAAUAGUCGUGGUAUUGACCUUUUUCAUGCGGCGAAAGCCAUCCUUCUCCAGCGCCUCCAGAGAAGGGAUAGCAAACAGGUGCAGUAUCCGACUUGGAAUCUUAUUUCUCCGCCAUCGGGCUUUCAUGACUCUCGGGGAUCGUCCAUCACUUCCAACCAUGCCGUUAGUAGUCCGUUUCAACAGCACCAUCCCAUCUCGUAUCCGACUGAUCCCUCGGGGUUUGCUCCCCAAGACUCCGAGGCCCACAUGGAAGUGAUCCGGACCUUCCUGCUGCUGACGGUGUUUGCUUCAUGGGAGAGGCAUCCCGAAUUGCUGCGAGAGAUUCUCUCGCUUCAAAGCACCUUGGCGAGACUUGUCCGGGAACAUGGCCUCUCCGAGCCACCUCCUAGCCCCGAUCCGAACAACUGGGAAGAAUGGGUACGGAGAGAAGGCAACAGGCGCACCAAGCUCAUCGUUUACUGCUUCUUCAACCUCCACUCUAUUAUGUACAACAUUCCUCCGCUGAUUCUCAAUGCAGAGCUGAGACUGAACAUGCCGUGCUCACACGAUGUCUGGAAAGCGAGCAAUGCGACUCAAUGGCGCCGGAUCAUUCGCAGCCGCCAGGGGACGGAUAUUCCUUUCCAGGAAGCGUUUACUAGGCUGUUUCUUAAAUCCAGUAUGCCCAACUCUUCGGCACCCAUUUCUCCCCUAGGGAAUUAUAUUCUUAUACACGCCCUUAUACAACAAAUUUUUUUUGCACGCCAGCUCUGUCUCUCUGCACCAAACAUUCAAGGCACCAGCUUAAGACAGGAGGACUUGUCGGCAUUGGACGGCUCUUUGAGUGCUUGGAAGGCCCUGUGGAAACGCACGCCCGAGUCUAGCAUUGACCCUCAAAAUCCCGCCGGUCCAAUUGCGUUCACGUCCACUGCUCUUCUUGGCCUUGCCUAUAUCAGAUUACACGUUGAUUUGGGACCCUGCCGGUGUCUAAUUACCCAGGAUCCAAUUCAGAUUGCAAGAGCUUUGAGCGAAUCACCUCCCGUCGCACGGAGCCCUCGUCUGAUAAUGGCUUUAUUGCAUUCCGCACAUGCACUUUCAAUUCCAGUUCGUCUCGGGAUUGACUUUGUUGCAAGAACCCACUCGUUCUUUUGGAGUAUUCAGCACUCGCUCUGUAGCCUAGAAUGCGCCUUCCUCCUGAGCCGUUGGCUUCUGUCUAUCCCGAUGACGCAAUCCGAACAGAGACUAUCAGAGCAUGAAAGGAAGUUACUCUUGUGGAUAAAAAGCAUGAUGGAUGAAACCGACAUGGCUGUCGAUCCCCCCGGUGCACCUGAUGCCGAUUUCAUGAACAACCCCUAUAAAUUAAAGCAGCUUAGCGUUGCUAUUGUCCGUGUGUGGGCGAGAACUUUCAAGGGGAAUACAAGCUGGGCGAUAGUCGAUCUUGUCGGAUUAAGCCUAGAUGCUUAUGCAGAACUUUUAGAGACUCAACUAUAA
Molecule: messenger RNA, 2307 nt
Organism: Aspergillus tanneri
Lineage: Eukaryota; Fungi; Ascomycota; Eurotiomycetes; Eurotiales; Aspergillaceae
Product: fungal specific transcription factor domain-containing protein
Exons: 1
Coding region: 1-2307 (768 amino acids)
Biological process (GO): DNA-templated transcription; regulation of transcription by RNA polymerase II
Cellular component (GO): chromatin
Molecular function (GO): DNA-binding transcription factor activity, RNA polymerase II-specific; RNA polymerase II cis-regulatory region sequence-specific DNA binding; zinc ion binding
Source: RefSeq, a predicted model, not a curated record